GGGCAAAAAAAAAAAAAAAAAAAAAAAAAAAAAAAAAAAAGGGGGGCAAAAAAAAAAAAAAAAAAAAAGAAAAAAAAAGAAAAAAAGGCGCAUCAGUUGCCCCCCAAAAAGUUGCUCUGUUUGCACUUCUGAAACUGCUGAAGCUGCAUUCUGAAAUCGGCUUAAGUGUCGUAAUUAGGGUUUCUAUAUCAUGGAAUGAUCGAGGUUGCUGUGAAAUUGGUCAAUUAGGUUGAAGUUACAUAUGGACGGAGAGCAGUUAACGGAGCAGGAGACAGCAUUGUACGAUCGCCAAAUUAGGGUUUGGGGCGCAGAUGCUCAACGAAGAUUGAGCAAAUCCCACAUAUUAGUAUUUGGGAUGAAAGGGACUGUUGCCGAGUUUUGCAAGAAUAUUGUAUUAGCGGGGGUUGGUAGUUUGACGCUGGUGGAUGACCAGGCCGUGACCGAAGAUGCAUUAUCUGCUAAUUUUUUGAUAUCACCUGAUGAGAAUGUGUAUGCUGGGAAAACACUUGCUGAACUUUGUUGUGAUUCUUUGAGAGAAUUCAAUCCAAUGGUUCGUGUUUCUGUUGAGAAAGGUGAUCUGUCAAGCUUUGGUGGAGACUUCUUUGAUAAGUUCGAUGUUGUGGUAGUCAGUUGCUGCACCCUUGCUACCAAAAAAUUGAUCAAUGAAAAGUGCCGGAAGUUAUCAAAGCGUGUUGCAUUUUAUACAGUUGACUGUAGAGAUUCUUGUGGUGAGAUAUUUGUCGAUUUGCAGAAGUAUAUAUACACAAAGAAAAAGAAUGAUGAAACUUCUGAAUGUGAACUACAAUACCCAAGUUUUCAGGAAUCAAUAUCAGUACCUUGGAGAAUGCUGCCCAGGAAAAUGUCAAAGCUUUACUUUGCCAUGAGAGUGCUAGAAAAGUUUGAAGAGGCUGAGGGACGAAAUCCAGGAGAAAUUUCUAUUGAGGAUCUUCUUGCUGUUCUUAAGCUGAAAAAGGAACUUUGUGAGGCACAGUCGUUGAAUGAAUCUCAUAUUCCUAAUGCCCUCCUGGAAAGAUUGGUGAUGGGUAGAACAGAAUUCCCUCCAGUUUGUGCCAUCAUUGGAGGAAUCCUUGGACAGGAGGUCAUCAAAGCAAUAUCUGGCAAAGGAGAUCCUCUCAAGAAUUUUUUCUUCUUUGAUGCUAUGGAUGGGAAAGGCAUGAUAGAGGACAUAGCACCUCCAAACCUAUGAAAUAGAGAAGCUUGUUUCUAUCUAACUUCGAUUUUAAUGGGCAUCUGUCUUCAUAUGGUGUCCCAUGUAGAACCAUUUUAAGUUGAUGAUUUUAUUUACCAGUAGAAAGCGACCCAAUUCUAGCCUAGAAAAAUUAUAGUUCAUUGACAGACUUUUCAACUGUUUUUGGACAUUAGGUUGCUGAUGUCUUAAUUAUUGCUUUCCAUUUUCAUAAUUUAAGCUCUAACAUCGAUGUUGUAACCAAUGUGUUGUCUUCCUUAAAUACCAGAGCUGAGAAAUGUUUCUAUUGAUGAUCA
Molecule: messenger RNA, 1503 nt
Organism: Jatropha curcas
Lineage: Eukaryota; Viridiplantae; Streptophyta; Magnoliopsida; Malpighiales; Euphorbiaceae
Gene: SAE1A
Product: SUMO-activating enzyme 1A
Biological process (GO): protein sumoylation
Cellular component (GO): SUMO activating enzyme complex; cytoplasm
Molecular function (GO): SUMO activating enzyme activity
Source: RefSeq, a predicted model, not a curated record